Mycotypha africana is the source of this 1692-nucleotide messenger RNA. RefSeq lists its product as uncharacterized. The record is from RefSeq and is a predicted model, not a curated record. NCBI's taxonomy places the organism in Eukaryota, Fungi, Mucoromycota, Mucoromycetes, Mucorales, Mycotyphaceae. The coding region runs from base 1 to 1692 and encodes 563 amino acids. The transcript is spliced from 2 exons.
AUGAAAGCUAGAAUUAUCACAAUUGGCGAAUACCAAAUGUCUUCCUCAAGCCCCUUUUGUUUGUAUCAAUUACCCUCACCUCUCGUUACUCCCCCAAGGUCCCUUUCUCAAGAUCAAAGACAAGAGCAUUAUUUUAACUAUUUCUGCCUGGAAGACCUAUUCAAUAUUUACACAUUACAUGCAAUUCACAAUGAUUUAGCUCAAUGUUUCCAGCAGUUUCCCGGUUUUUUCUUUAAGGAUAGUUCAGGCAGAUCUUACAUAAAGACGCAGCUCAUGGCUGAUAUUGCCUUGAAGCAUAACUUAUGUGCACUGUCUGAUUUAUGUCUGCUGGAUGGAGAAGAGAUAUUGAGCGGCAGCGCAGCUCCAUUGUUAAAGAACACCUUUGUCCGAUUAAAUUCUGCGCCAAUUUUGACUACAAUUGAAUCAUUCGAGCCGAAGCCACUCAGUGGCCGUGAAUGGUUCUUCAAAGCUAAUGAUAUCAAUAGACGUAAUGAAUGUCACUUUCCUAUCAAGUCAGAACCAUUUUCUCCUACUUUACCUCUACCCAAAGCCGCUGCUACUGUUUCUGUUAUCUCACCGUCGAACUCUCCACAAAGAUCUUUACACUUAUCAUCUGAGUGUUCCAUCUCUUCACUGAAUAAUGAAAAUCGAUCAAUGGAUCAUUUAUCGCCUCCACCAUUUACGCAAUUUACAGAAAGUAACAAGUCAAGCAUCAGGUUACCUAAACCUUCCCAACUUUUAAUGAAACGUCUCACUCCGAGAAGCGGUUAUAAAAAGAAUUUGACCAUUUCAACACCAUCUUACCACAAGGAGCCAUCAUCUACAACAGCAUACAAAUCAAAGGCUUACUAUCAUAUCCAAACUGCCCCUUUAAGACGUUCAACCUACCCUCCAAUCAAUAACACACUUCAUCAACAGCAACAACAUAAGAUCUACAAGAGAUCUUCCAAAGUCAUCCCUACGCUGAAGUAUCGUCAUGACACUGAUAUACCUCAUCUUCCUGCUUCUGCUACAGCCCGGCCUAUUGCCACUUCAGCUGCGGCAAGAAUGAAUGAAGCAGAAGAUCAUAAUACCAACAAUACGAUUACCACUUAUAACAACGUUGUCAGAUUCCCUAGUCCACCUAUCGUUCCAUCUCAACAGCCGGCUUGGAACCAAUAUCGUCAAUCAAGAAAGCAAUAUUCACAGCAACAACAACAACAGCAACAUACUAAAAAAAGAGUUCCCAAAAACCUUACCGCUUCUUCCUUGCUUACUUCACAACAAAACCUUACCGCAAAACAGAAAUUUUUACAACCCUUUGAAUAUCUCUAUGAUCAAAUUGAGCAAACACGUCAUUUAAAGACUACUCUUGAUGAUCAAAUCCGCCGUUCCUCUACUUUGCUGCAGACACUUCAAACUUCCAGUACAGUUAUGAUUGAGCCUUUGAUUCAUCAGAAAGUAAGCCAACACAUGUUGGAUUCUAGAUUUGAGCAACGUUUACGUGAAUGCCAUGAUCGCAUCUCUCACUUGGAAUGCCGUUUCAAUAAGCUGAAGGAUAAAGAUCAGGAUAAAGAUCAGGAUGAAGAUGGCAUUGCUCUUGACCAGAAUACAACUACCGCAAAAGAGGAGGAAGAAGUACAAAAACCCUUAAUCAUGGAGCUCUUGAGAAGAAUCGAACACUUAGAAGACAAAUACCAUCGUCAACAAUAA